Messenger RNA from Eutrema salsugineum, 1605 nucleotides. RefSeq lists its product as uncharacterized. Lineage: Eukaryota; Viridiplantae; Streptophyta; Magnoliopsida; Brassicales; Brassicaceae. The transcript has 2 exons. The record is from RefSeq and is a predicted model, not a curated record. Bases 1 to 1605 code for a protein of 534 amino acids.
AUGGACCAACAAACUCAGAGAGUAAAGAUUCCCUGCAAUCAUAUGUUAAGAUACAUAGACUUGGAGUUUGCCGUAGAUCCUCAACACUGGAUAUACAGAAGCCCAUCACACAAUUGCGAUGGAUGUGGUAUAGCAUCUGGUUACGGCUAUUACUGUUCAAGAUGCCAGUUUGGAGCGCAUGCAGAAUGCAUCGACGGCCUAGACAUCAUCACCCACCCGAGUCACUCCAAACAUCCUCUCAAGAAUGUCCUAACUAAGACAGUUGACUAUACAGAUAGUAGAUGCCAUUUUUGUAGAAGAGUACUUGGUGAGCGGAUGUAUCAUUGUUCCACAUGUAACUUCAGCAUAGAUAUGGAUUGUUGGAUUAUACAGCCACCCCUUACUAUCUACCAACCAAAGAGCCACAACCAUACAUUCACCCUCAUGCCGGUAAGAAAUUCCUUCACUUGUAAUGGGUGUGGGAUAGUUGAUUGUAUUGAUUUGCCCCGAGUCAUAAAUAUUAAUCGUCAUGAACACCGCAUUUCUCGCACUUAUCAUCUUGGACAUGGUGAUUGGCAAUGUGGAGUUUGUCGCAAAAAGAUGGAUUGGACCUGUGGAGCUUUCUCUUGCAAGAAGUGUCCUAGUUAUGCUGUUCAUUCAAAGUGUGCGAUAAGGAACGAUGUGUGGGAUGAAAAAGAACUCGAAGAUGAGCCUGAAGAAAAAGAAAUUCGGUAUACGUACCAGGUAAUAAAUGAAAAAGAAAUCAAACAUUGUAGCCAUCGACAUAAUCUAAGACUUAGGGAUGAUAACGCUGCCGAGUAUGAAGAGAUGUUGUGUGAAGCUUGCAUCGCUCCAAUCAGUUCUGAUCCAUUCUUCAAAUGUGUGCAAUGCGAGUUCUUCCUUCAUAAAGUAUGUGCAAUUCUUUCUUAUAAGAAACGACAUAUCCUGCACAAACACAGGCUUUCACUAGAAACUGGUUCUUCGUUUAUGGCUAGGGAGUAUUUCAAGUGUACCUACUGUCGUCAGUUUUUUGAUGGGUUCAUGCACUAUUGUGAGUCUUUUUGUAAUCUUGAAUUAGAUCUGCGGUGUGCGAACAUUUCUGAGCCUUUUCACCAUGAACUGCACCCCCAUCCCUUAUACCGCACUUCGACAGAGCCUAAGACUUGUGGAGGAUGUGGUAAAGAUUCAGAGUAUGUCUUAUGCUGUAUUGUUUGUGAGUUCGCUUUAGGCAUGGAAUGUGCCACUUUACCAAGAAAAGUGAAACACAGAUGCGACGAUCACGUUUUAUCGUUGCAUCAUGGUGCUGGAAACUCAAAAGGUCAAUUGUGGUGUGAUAUUUGUGAAGGAAAGACAGAUCCAAGCGUAUGGUUUUAUGGAUGUGAUGAAUGUGGGGUCACUCUCCAUAUCAAGUGUGUACUUGGAGACAUGUAUUACUUCAAAGCAGGGAGAAAAUACCGCAGAGGUGAACUAGUUCCCAACGAUGGUAUGACUAGACCAUUCUGCACGGUUUGUAAGAUGCGUUGCAUGUUCCCUUUCUUUCUUAAGAGUAUUGCUUCAGAUUCAACUGUUGUAUACGCUUGUUCAAUGGAGUGUACAGAAAACUCCUGGUACUUUCGAUGGCUGUGA